This is a messenger RNA of Rhipicephalus sanguineus (brown dog tick), 9259 nucleotides long. RefSeq names its product XK-related protein 7. Gene Ontology annotation, biological process: phosphatidylserine exposure on apoptotic cell surface; engulfment of apoptotic cell; apoptotic process involved in development. Gene Ontology annotation, cellular component: plasma membrane. The record is from RefSeq and is a predicted model, not a curated record. Bases 442 to 1815 code for a protein of 457 amino acids. Lineage: Eukaryota; Metazoa; Arthropoda; Arachnida; Ixodida; Ixodidae. The transcript is spliced from 5 exons.
GAUCGGAACGAGUCGUACCUGGGCCAUCAGUCAACUGUCGUUGAGGCGUGAAGAGAACAAAAGGGGGCCUACCUCUCCACAGCGCAACAGGCGUGGAUAGAGCGGUGUUAUAAAAAGCAACUGGAGAGAGAGGGGAUAGCUUUGUUGCUGGCUGUUGCUUGCGGAUCCCUGGGGUGUACGUCACAAAGUGCUCCGGUCAAACGUCACGCUCAGCCGAGAACGAAAAGGAUGUGUGUGCUUGCUGAUGUGCGGUGUACAGUGUCGCGUUGUUGUUAGAUGACCCGCUGAGAGCGCCGAGCCUUUGCCCGCGCUUGCCACUGGGUCAUUAUGUGCGGUCUGAUGCUCCGCCGCGCUUGUGAGCGGCACGAUUGAAGAAGAACUGGUCGGUUUCGCGUGUAUCGUCGCCGGUUCUAAUGGCAAUAACCGCUGAAACACGGAGCGAUGUCAGCUUCGGAAAAGAAGGACGUUGUUUCGUCCGACCCGCCUGCCAACGGCUCCAAUUGCAACUGCGAGCCGCCCAAGGCGGUCAGACCAUCAGUGCGUACGGCUUUCAAGCAGCGCAAGUACACCAUUCUGGACGGUCUGUGCGUGCUUUGCUCGGUGGGCAGCUUUCUCUUCGACACCGGUUCGGACAUCUGGGUCGCUUACCGGCACUACAAUGACGGCAGUUACUGGUAUUUCGGCCUGACGGUGGCCUUUAUCAUGGUGCCCGCGACCAUCAUGAUGGGCUUUAGCUUUAGGUGGUAUCUACUCGAUCUCAAGCAGCACGGCAAGCACCCGUCCAAGUUGCAGUGGUUUGUGAGAACCGCUUUUCACUUGCUACAGUUGGGACAAGUUGUCAGGUAUGUGGACGCUCUCAUCUAUGGCCUUAAGAGCGCCCGCAGCAAGUCGGAGCAGCGGGAGUUCUACAGACGGAGCGCGGAGGAAGACGUCGACGCCAGCAUGCUGCGGCUCUUUGAGUGCUUCAUGGAGGCCACUCCGCAGCUGAUUCUGCAGAUCUGCAUUCUGGCCAGGGACUACCCACACCAGGAGGAAGACUUCUGGACAAUGGUGGCGCAGAAUGUGUCCAUCGUGACGUCCCUGGUGUCGGUGGCCUGGUCCCUGGCCUCGUACAACAAGUCGCUGCGGCUGGUCAUCGAGGACAAGGCCAACAUGCGGUGGCGUGGCGCGGCCGUCUACUUUCUCUGGCGCCUCUUCGUCAUCGUGCCCAGGGUGCUGGCCCUGGGGCUGUUUGCCUCGCUGUUCCCGCUUUACAUGUUCCUCGUCUGCGGCCUCCGCUGGCUCAUCAUGUCCGCCUGGAUCAUCUCGAUGAAGACGCAGUUUUAUGAGAACAGGGUGGAGGAGCUGGUGUACAACCUGGUGCUCGGUGUGGUGUUCAUCUUCUGCUACCUGAACCCGGUGGACACACCGACUAGGUUUCGCAUGUCUGCCUUCUACGUGGGCACUUUUCUUGAGAACACCAUCCUGCUGGGCGUCUUCUAUGCAUACAGUCCCUCGGACAUCUGGUACAAGGUUCCUGCGGUGCUCGGUGGUACCCUCUGCUUUUUCCUUGGCAUCACCUUCAUGGUGAUCUACUAUCUUCUCCUCCACCCUACGGGCAGCAUUCCGCUGGUGCUGCGUCGGAACCAGUGUCUUCCGCUGCCGCGGGCGCAGAUGCGCGAGGAGAUGCUCAAGACCGGCGCGCUCGAGAAAGACAUGGCCGGCCACCUCGAAUCUCUGACCACGCAGUCCCCGCCCAGUGAAGAUGACUGCAGUUGCUCCUGCGAGACUGACAGUAGCGCAGCACGUGACAGUCGCAAUAGAGUCGAUGUUUGACCGAGAGUACCGAUUAGGUCAGGGCCAAUCGCUGGCAGGUUUGUGUUGUAGGGUCACAGUAGUGGGAAGGUGGCUUUCUUUAAGAAGCUUAGGUGUCUAAUGGCAGGGCACAUCAAUGAGUCUUAAAGGGCUCUAUACGGGAAAAAAAAAAAAGCUCCCCCCUCCCCGUCCCUCCAUCGCAGAUACAAUGCCUAACCCUUCCAUCUUUUAUCAUUACAAAAGUGCAACUAGAACGGAGACGAAGAAAGAACACGAGCGCUUAUGUAAUCAUGAACUUAUACCAAGAUGCCCGAAUGGCAGUUAUCCUGUCUGUCCAUCUUGUCAAAAUGUCACCGCUGCAAAGGUCGACACAGAUGAAGUCGUACAGCUGAACCGAGAUAUAACAGACACAUAUGUGUAUAAUGAAUUAUUGGAUAUAAUGUAGUACAUGAAAACUUGUCUUGCUGCUAAUACUAUCGCAUGAAGAAACGUUUAUAACGAAUUUCGGAUAUAGCAAAUUUAUUUUUGUGUUAGGUGCAAGUUAGUUUCAGUGGUGUUUAGAGUUCUUUUGUCAUGAAAAAAAAACCAGAAAUAACAAAUAAUAAUACUAACACCAACAAGUACAGAACGUGCUGACUUGCAACUGUGACUUUGUCUUUAUUGACAUGGCUGAGCUUGAUUUGUUUUUGCUUCUUUAACAGGCGUGUGGCUUUUAGGGGCAAUUUUUGUGGGACUUACCCACAAAAAUUGGGUAAAUCCCACUACUUACCAUUGUUCCACUAAACGUGAAGAAGGCAGCAGCUAGCCCAACAAAUAGCCGAUGACGUAUCAGGAUUCAAUUGCAGAAAUUUGUUAAAUUCCGUCUCAAAAUUGGUUUCAAAUACCAAGUUUUCUCCUGUAAAGCAUACUUCGUAGCAUGUUGCAGUGUGUAACACGAAGAUAACUUACGGCAAAAUCACUGCUAAUUGGGCAAUGAGAGACAGAAGAAGAAGAAGAAGCACCUUAGGGUAAGCUUCAUUCCGACGCAGUUUUCCGACGACGUUAGUGGAGCUGAAACACCCUUUCCUACAUGCCCGGUUUCAGGCUUGGCACUCAUCAAAGAAAUCUCUCUCAAAACAAUGUGGCGAAUUAAUUCUUCUUAUUCUUUUUCUUCUUCUGUCUCUCAUUGCCCAUUAGCAGCAAUUUUGCUGUGGGAAACACAGGCGCACACUGCAUGCUUUGCCCCUGCCCAGGUUUCAUGUUAGUGGAGCUGAAACACCCUUCCCUACGUGCUUCGCCCCUCCCUAUUUUGUAUAGUGGGUUGGAGCUGUUCGUGCUGGGAAAAUAAUCAAACAAACAGACGCUAUUUUUCACCUCCUGAAAUAUUCCAGUCAGGCAUGUCUGUGCAGUGUCCACCACACUUCAAGAACACAUCGAGGAUGUAGUGGGAGUUAUUCUCUGUUUUUCUGGGGCGCCUAGCUGAGGAAUGUACAGUCGCGCUCAGUAUGACCUGCAACGUGAGAGCGCGUUGCCUCACGAGCUCAAAGGUUGUGCAUGGCUAUAAAUUGCCCUGAUUUCCACAAAUAGAUGAGAUUUUCUUAUUUGGGAUUUUACCCAAGUGAAGAACAGCCUAUAGCUGUGGAAAUAAAGGCUAGGUGGAACUCAUGGGUGAUCUUUUAGCUCUUGAGGCCAUGCGUUCCAGUUUUGCAAGUUAUAUUAAGCACGACUGUGCAUCGUGUUAUAUUUAGAAGUGCGGAGAACUUUACACUACAUUUCCUCCCGCCACUCCCGUCCCAUUUCGCUCUUCAAAUCGCCACAUGCUCAGCCACUAGACAACUAAGUCGUGCGGAAAAGCCACCUUGUCAGUGAGAUGCAGGACUGCAAGAAAAAUGUGAUAGUGCCAUAAAGUGAGGUGUGAAGCUGCCGAGUGCAUGAGUCUCGAGAGUGAAACAUUGCCCACUGGCACUUCGACAUGCGGUGCAGUCACCUACGACCACGACUUUCAAUUUAGUAACGGUCAUGCCGUUAAGGUUGCGGUAUAAUGGUUCGACUGGUCACCGUGUGGUGCGCUCUUUAUGAUGAUGGCCUUAUGUUUAUGUUCAGUCGACUGAUGGAAGAAGCUGAGUGUGUCUGUGCUGUUGAAGUUCUUUUCUGCUGUCUCUGCUUGGACCAGAGUUUCAGGCCAGGCGCUGCGUUUGAUGACGACAGCCUAGGAGCUGUAGAUAGUCUCCACAUGUCUCUGCCCUCUCGUACAACAGUCCGACGUGUCAUGGUCAGCACGUAUGGCCUCCCAGCUUUCUUAUAAUACCUCGCGAUCAUCAACCGCACGGAAUAUCAGCGUCUUACAACAGUAAGAAGUGGCGAGAUUGGCAUUAGUGAGCACGAGCAGACAAUCUCCAGUGGGAACACCAAUGCACGCAGUCUUCACGACUAAUUUCAUGACUGCAUAUGUAUUUGUUAUUUGUGAUGCCUUAUCGGACGCAGGCAUAUACUAAUGAGUUCCUUAGCUUUUUUAUCUGUUGUUGUUUAUCUAAUUCCACGAUGCAUGUGUGGUCCUGGCAGCACAAAAUAAAAAAUGGAAAGUUCUUUACAGAUGACGCUUUCAUACUUGUGCACAUGUUCUCCAUUGUGCAAUUCUUUUUUAUAGAAAGAAAAAUAUCUGUGAAGUGAUUCUUCUUGAAUAGGUGGAGUGAUUUUGAAGCGAUUUUAAAAAAGUGAUGAAAAUGUAUAUUUGAAAUCAGUGGAGAAGCAGAGGACACUUGCACUGAAGUCUAGCAUGUGUGCUUACUGUUGCCUGUCUUGCCGCUUCUUAUGGCCAUGACGCACUGAAGUGCUGCACGGUCAACUUCGUGCAGCGUUCUUAAACGUCUGGGACGCUGUAGUACUUCCCAACUCUGUGCCACUUCAGAAUCUGCUAGUUCAUGCUUUUAGGAACAUUAGUCACGCUAGAUAGCUUGUGAUUGUGCCUGGGAAUUCAACUUUUUGCACUGCACUGCACGUACCAAAACUCGCUCGCCACUCACUUUGUGUUUAAUGUGUGUAUUUCUUUUUCUUUUUAAUUUCCCAUCCUGAGUUCACUUGAGCACAGUGCCUUUUUCUCCCCUCCCACCACGUUUUAGUAAAACAAUCUUGUGCAGUUUUGGCUUAAAGACAUCCGUACGCUCAUUGCACGCACGUACAGUUGGCUGCAAAAGCUUAUGGGAUAUGGUACGCCACGUGAAAAAGUAAUUUUCAUGAAACCUGAGCGCAUAGCCUAAUAUUUAAUCUUUCAAUGUGUGCCCUUGCGACCUUUGUUAAAUGAUGCAUUAAAUUAAAUUCAUUUUAUUAGGAAGUGAUACCUUAAAAAGCUAAAAUUAGAACUUGCGGUACCUACAUUCAAUAACCGUUUGCAGCUGCCUGUACUUCGUGCUUUUGUAACGACUACAAAAGAACACCAGCCAACAUUGAAUACGUUUUGUGCACAUUUUUAUACGUGCUGAACUUGCCAAUGAAGUAAUUUCAACUGCUGAAGCAUGGAGACUGAGUUAGUGAUGGAGUGCAAAUAUUCAUAGAGUUCUGUACUGCAAGUAGGAAUUCGUUAUGUUGUGCUUGGAUUGUGUACUUGUUUGGAGUCCUUAACGUUGAGGCGGUGAUGAAUUCUUGAACAGCGCUGGAUGAUGUGCUUUAGACGCGUGUUGCUGAUUGUGUAUGACUGCGCGUAAUAUCUGCCGUUGCUUCGUCGUAAACAGCAAGCUUUCGUACAAGUUGUAAACUUAGUAGAGACAUGGAAAAUUUUUGGUGCAAGGCAGUAACCUCUGCAAAUGUGUGCUAGUACUUCGUGCUUUGAGACGACAGCUCUUAACUAAACAAUAGGCAGUAGUCUGUGCAGCUUAGUGAAAGCGUUAAAUUUCUUACAUAUUUCUGGGUGUUUCACACUCUAUUCAGGUUGAAUAUGUGUAUUGCUUCUUGAUAGUCCAAGGUGUAAAGCACUGAAACAUGUAAAUUAAUGAGACUAUAGGUGACAGCAAAGGUAUUAGGCACACAAUCUUUGUGAAGGACAUACAUUUCCUCAUGCUUUUGCCAUUCUGCCUAAAAUUAAGAUCAACAAUGCAGUAUCUCAUACGGGGAUGUAUUUGCUGCACCUUUGAGUUUGAAAGUUGAUAGAUGUGCAGCAAAAACAAGAAAUAUUGUUGUUUCUGAAAUCCCAAGCUCUGAAAACUUUUGCAUGUGGGAUCACAAUAUUUAUGAAGAUGAAAAUCUACGUAAAUGGCUCAUCACAUUACGUACUGAAAGGACAUUUUCUUAUUUUCACCACCCACUUGAGGUAGCUUUGAUAUCCGAAUGACACUGCAUCAUGUUGCUCUGAUGGCAGCUAUUGCAGAGAGAUUAAUGUUGCUUAAACAAACCUGUAUUGUGAUAACGUUUGGAGAAUUUCAGCAUACCAAUAUUGCUGUCUCAUUCACACCUGCCACCUUUGCGCACACUUACUAAGCUGUGACUGGUAUAUGGUCAACACAGCUUAGAACAUGCAGAAUGCACGUUGUGCAUGCGUGAAGUGUGCAUGCGUCGAGACGUUAGCAUUAAUAGUAGAGCAUUACAUGUAUGCUCAAAGUCUAUUUCGAGGCCAUCGAAGCCCGCAUAUAGCUAAUGUACACAUUUUUUCUUUUUGUUUCUUUUGAAGUUAUUGAAGCAACUUCCGACCUCACGCACUACAGCUGUGGAAGUACAGUUCAACGUCGAUGUAAUGUACUUUGAUGUAACGAUCUGUUUAUAUAACCGAGGAAAAGAAAUUGUGUUUGCCAUUAUCAGCUUGCAAUGAAUGCAUGUGUGCUGAUAACUGAUGUUGGAUAUGAAUAUGCUUUCGCGUUAUGUGUGACCAUGUUGGAACAAGAUUCAAUUCAGUUCGUGCUGGAUCCUUGCUUGCAAAGGGCAACUUGCAACGCAUUCGGGUAGUUAGGUGACGUGCAAUAUUUGUGGUCUUUUACUCAGAGUUGGCCUUCUAGUCAUCCUCUGUGGUCCUCAGUUUGCUAAGUUAUCAAACAUUAUCAAACCUGCUUUGUUUGUUUUGAGUUCCUCAUGUAUCUUUUUCUUGUAUUCGCGACAUAUAUAUGUUAACUUUUCUGUCUGGGUCUUGUGCUUUAACUGCUACUGCUGGUUGCAUUAUGUGAACCCUGUUUUUGUUUUUGCUACCGUCAUUUGCACUGCACAAACGUUUUUGAAUGCUUUAGAAUACAGUUUGAGAGUUUUAUAUCAAGAGGAGUGUUUUUUGCCAUAGCAUUUGUAUAAGUGGAAUUGAUUCCAUGGAAGUGACCUUUUAACUCAUUCGUUGCUGUGAGCAGACAGCAAUGAUCUUAUGAUAGCAGCGGUGACGACCGUGUCCAUGGAAGUUAGCUUUCCUAUCAUAAUUUUCACAGCAAUAAAUCCGCCCAGUAUAACUCGUUUCAUGAAUUUCCCAGGUUAUAUAUCGUUUGUGCUGCAUCAGUUGACUGCUUACGGAUGUAUGUACAGUCCAGGUCAUGAUGACAGAAAACACUCACUUGGUAUGUUGACUAGUUAACACAUAUGCUGCGAGUUUAAAGGGGUACUGACACAAAAUUUCGCGGCCGAGAUAGCCUGCUGGAUCGAUUCCCGUGUACGUGCGUGUACCAUCUGCAAAAUAUCGGCAGCGAAUAAAGCUUGGAAGGUAUUUUAUAUGAAUUUUGAAGUUCGCGAGCGCGAUCCAGCAUUAUAGGCCGCACCUAGUGCAUUGACACCCUCGGAGGUGACCCGAGGUGACCCCCCUACUUCCCCUACGUAACCGUUGCAGCCGGUACAAGUUACGAUGACGUCGUAGCCGCCAUUUCUGUUUUGACGCGCUUCCCGACGAAUCGCUCCUCGCCAGCGGGUCAGAUGCAUGAAGUGAUUCGCCACGUCGAAAAUUCCUUCGAUCCCCGCCGCAAGAAAAUCGUCGCCAUCAGACGACGAUGAGCCCGACGACGACAGACCGCGCGGAAAUGCGUCACUGUUCUGUGUGCUCACGUGACCGAGCGUUUCACUCGCUAGGUGGUGAUAGUUGCACCCGGCGGCUUGCCGUUUUUGGAGCUCUGUCAAACCGAAACUGAGGCUGUGUCGGUAAUGAGGAACUUGUAAUUAAUUAUCUGUCGCGCGCUGCAGCAAACGAUGUGCCGUGUUAUGACUAACAGGCCCCCAGCAACACAUUGCAGCAAAAAAACGCGGGGCGAAAAUUUUUGUGUCAGGACUCCUUUAAGCAAAUGCUGGUGACAGUUGUUAUUUAGACGUUGAUUUAUAGAACAAACUGUAAUUUGUUUCAUUGAGCCCAAAAUGAAGGGAAACCAUCGUAGACGUUGACUCCUUUUAAGCUGACGAUGAAGAAACAUUACGUAUUUAUCUAUGUUGCCAGAUAACAAAUGUAUGUUGAACGUACGACAGUCUGAAAGGUCCUUAACAAACUGAGCCUGUUGAACAAUAGAACCUAACAUAGGACAGGGUUUUUGACGUGCUUCGGAACACUGGAAUGUGCCGUAUAGUUGUACCUUUGACGCUUUGUUCAACUUGUGUGCUACGACGUGCCAAUAACUGUGGCAUUUGCGGUUUGCAUUUGCGUCAACACGUGCCACCAUAGUCGCCAAAUGUUGUUACCCGUUUCAAUGCCCGAAACGUCCCGACGUUGCCAAAAUGGUGAAACGACUUCGAAUUUUGCACUAUGCACGACUUCUGGUAGCAGAAUGAUGAAAUUAGCGAAAGCCCACAUUUUCUCGUCCACCAUGUUACUGUGUACGUGUGUUAUUUUUGCACACAGUUGUUUCCUUUAUUUAGGCUUACCUGAAGGUGCCCAAUGUUAUUAGUUAUAGUUAGCAGUGUUAGGAGAGCUGUAGAAAGAAAAACUAGUAAACUGUGUACAAAAGACAGCCUUCAUAUACUUACACACUCCAUUGUGGUAGUACCGCCUAGCCAGUAGCUAAACGCACGUUUGUUUUGGUCGGCCCUGCACGAUAUAAAAUUAGGUUAUCUUAUCAGCCGUUUUGCACAGGGGUAGAAGGGCACAGCUCCUAAUUAUUCGGAAAUGUAUCGUUUAUAUCUAUUGUAGUGAAUGUGCCGAAGGAUCUCCAUUUAGACACAUACCGUACUGCCAAGAAUCGUUGCCAAAACAAAACCUUGCAAUAUUGCAUUUAUAGAGAUGGUUAUGUAUUCACUUUGGUAGUUUUAAAUACACAGAGUGCAGUUUUCCCAGAAGUCACAAGAUCUCCGUCAAACAAACGUGGUCAUUCCCCGCCCCGCCCAACACAGGCCUGUUUGAUGCGGGACGCUAUCGUUCCUGCAAUCUGUGAUAACUGAAAGCUAUUCCAACGUUAAACGGAAACACAGAACAAGUGUUUUUUGUCGGAUUUAGGAGGCAUCUGUUUAGGUACUUAUUGAAGGUUUUUUGUGUGUUUGUUACGUUUGUGGCAUUGUUAUUAUUCUGGCAUUCAUGUGACACACAUGGUGCGGAGGUUUAAUAAAUAGCUUU